This is a messenger RNA of Cutaneotrichosporon cavernicola, 5568 nucleotides long. RefSeq lists its product as uncharacterized. Gene Ontology annotation, molecular function: molecular adaptor activity. The transcript is spliced from 4 exons. Gene Ontology annotation, biological process: anaphase-promoting complex-dependent catabolic process; protein K11-linked ubiquitination; metaphase/anaphase transition of mitotic cell cycle. Gene Ontology annotation, cellular component: anaphase-promoting complex. NCBI's taxonomy places the organism in Eukaryota, Fungi, Basidiomycota, Tremellomycetes, Trichosporonales, Trichosporonaceae. The coding region runs from base 1 to 5568 and encodes 1855 amino acids. The record is from RefSeq and is a predicted model, not a curated record.
AUGCUGCAAGCAACGGUCCUUGGGACCGGUACAUCGGCAGCGACUACUUUCUACACGCAGUCCGAUUCGCCUGCACGCUCCUUUCUUGCGCAGCCGCGAUCGCUCGACCCAUCUUCCAAGCCCUCAGGGCGGUAUGACGGAACGAGCUACGGCGACGAGCGCCUAACUUGGUCCGGGCCAGAGGUCACAUGGACGCGCGGCGUCGAGCUCAUCCGUCGGUUCAACUACUCCUAUCUGGGCCAGGACGUGUCGUGCGCCACGUUGGCAUGGUUCCAUACGCCCGAGGAGGCGUGGGUCGCCUCCAACCCUCAUGGUGGGGAAGCACGGCCAACUCCCAAAUCCCGUCCUGCCGAGGGUACAUUUGGACCAUUCCACACGAGUGCCGACGCGCGCUGGAUGGCGCGCACGAAGCGUGCGCACCGCCCUCAGGUCGGCCUCCAAAGGGCUGUGGUGGUCGUGCUACAGCGCCAGAUGGUCGUACACCUCGCCACGGGUGAGAAACACUUCCGCUACCUCUCGUUCCCCGUCGAGAGUAUCUGGGCACUUCCCAGUGGUGGGGUAUUUCUCCAGCGCCGCGUUGAGCGGUUGCGUACUACCCCACGCCUGAGCCUGGACGGCGACACGUCGCUCGACAGCCUCAGCCUCAAGCUCGAGGCGAACAAGGGCCGCGAUGCCGAGAGCCCACGUCUCUUCUCCGUGACGGGCAUGUGGGAUGAACCGCUCAAGGUCGGCGAGGCUGUCCUCGACGGCCAACGACUCGUCGGGCAGCCGAGCUAUCUCAAGGCCUCCGUCACCGUCCUGCUCGUCACGCCCGACCCCUAUCCGUUGGUCGUGGCGUGGGAUGCGGACGAGAGCAAGGUCGUCGUGUUCCGUUACACUACGGUGAUGGAGGAGGUCGAGGACGACGCGGUUGACCGACGGGCGUCCACCGCAACGCGUCUCCGACCGCACGAGCUCAUGAAGCAGGCGAACGCGCGCCGCGGGCGCCCUUCUGGAGUGGGAAGACGCAGUUCUGCUGCUGCGACCGAGUUGUUUGAACGCCCCCGUCGCCGCUCACGCCUCUCAGAAGAACCUUUCCCACCACCUGAUGUGCCUGGGGCGUUCUCUACCCGCCUCAGCUUUGGAGGCGGGCAUGAACCCAAGCUCCGCCGCGUGAGCACCGCGUCGAUGAUGCGCGAGGACAUCAACCCGUUCGGCGACCGUGACCGCGUGCUCGACAUUGUCGCCGAGGACCUCUUCGACACGACGAUGGUACACGGCCUCGGCGGGGAAAAGCAGCUCAACAACCGGCGCAGCGACAUUGUCAUGGACCGCAUCUGGGGCUGGCGUCCGCCGACCAGCAUCAUCAACCCGGCCACUAUCCGCGUCUUCCUCUCCGAGAACCGUUCCUCUGCGAGCGUGUUCCUCAACGUCCUCAUCCCGGCUGCAAACGGCCACAAGGGCCUGUUCAUCUUCCACGUCGAGCAGGCACGACCAGCGCACUACGUCUUCUCGGAGGUGCGCAUGGUCAAGUGUCUCGCAGCAGCACCAGUGCUUGCUACCCGCGCACACGUGUACGACACGCUUGCAGUCGACCUCGAGGGCGCCGCGUGGAUCCUCACUCCCUCUGGCGGCAAACUAUCCGUCACCAUCCCCCAAGUCCCCGCCGAUCUGGACGUCGCGAAUCAGUUCGCGUCGCGUUUAGGAUUAGCAGUCGGACCUCUGCGCCUUGUGGACCUCGUCGAGCCUAGUGGGAUGAACGUCACGGCCGUGUACAAUGACGGCGAGCGCGUGCGCAUCUCCACCGACAUCACUCUGCCCAAAGGCCUGUGCCGCCGCGCGAUGGAGGCACUCUCCUAUGCCCUCGCGCCAGAAGUGUACGCCGAGCUGUUCGAGGCAUACCUUGGCCGCACGCUCGGUGUGAAGUCGGGGUUGGAGCAGUGGCGCGUGCUAGCGGACGUCAUCCUGUCAAAGUGUGGAAUCGGAGCCGCAGCUCCAACUCCUGUCACGACGGACCCUACACUACUUCGCCUGGCGCGCCGGCUGGGUCGCAAACCCCCAACUAUGGCAGAGCCACAAAGCGUGGGCCCAGCUGCUUGCGCGCCCGAGAUUAUCCUUGCCCUUCAUCUCGUUGCGCAGGACUGCCGGCUCGCGUCCACCACCGAGCCUGACCUGCUCCUCAUCGCACCUGUCCUCGCACAACUGACUGCGGCCGUGGGACGACGUGACUGGCUUGACUACUGGGCUCGUUUGAUGCCCUCCUCCAUCGAGGGUGUCAGGUUCUCCACUCCCCCCACCGCCAUUGACACAUCACUACUAGACCUCUUCCCGGAGCCACCAGACGUGGUCUCGUACCUCUCGCGAUCGACAGUGAUGAAGACGUGCCCUUUCCCCAUCCCACAAUCUGCCUUCACUCACUCGUCCCCGCUCGGGUCCGUCCGCCCUUGCCUCCAGACCGAGCGGAUCACGGAGAUCUACUCUCGCCUCAGCCCUGGCAUGACAGGUUCCUCGAUUGGAUCGGCCUGCCAGCAGCGCGGCCUGGCAGUCAUACAUUACAUGUUGGAUAACGGCCUCGACGAAAAGUGGUUCGCAGACGUGCCGUUCGGUGUCGCCAUGCCUGCGGCUGAGCUCUUCCGCAUCGUGCAACAACACCCCCCAGUCGACGCGUCGCCAGCCGUCUAUUCCUUUAUCGGGCGCACCGACCUCACUAUGCUGUCGAGUACUAAGAGCUUCUCCAUCCUCGAGCUUCCUAUGGGUGCCGAGGAGGACGACGAGAAGAAGACAAUCGGCAAUAUCAUGAAGUCUGUGCACCAUCCAGGAGCCAAACACGCACACUUCUCGGCCUUGCCGCACGUCCGCUUCGGCUCGGAUAAGCGCAAGGAGGAGGUCGAGCGGAUCAUGCAGACGACACAAACGCGGACAGUGCCGAUAGAAGAUCCCAAGGGCUUGAACGAGCAGGACAUACAGACCAACUACCAGAACUACGUCAACAUGCUCGCACAGCGCACGUUCGCGGUCACUGUUGGGCAGGGCAUGUGGCAGUUUGCGUCGCGCUCCGCGCCGAUGGGUAGCACCUGGCACAUUCCGCCAUUCGACCUCAGCGUCAAGAUCGUUCCCGCCAACCAGGUGAUGCAUCCACAGAUUGCCGAGGGGGUUGAGUGGCCACACUUCCACCACGCCGUGGCUGCCGCACUUUCGAUCUCGCCGGAUUCGAAGGGCAUCGACGCGUCAUGGGUCCUGUACAACCGCCCAAGCACGAUCAACGCUGAACACGGCGGAUUCCUGCUGGGCCUGGGCCUGACAGGCCACCUGCGCAAGUUCGGCUCGAAAGAGACAUUUGCGUAUCUCCAUCUUCGGCACGAGAAGACGACGGUCGGCACGUUGCUCGGCAUGGCUGCAUCCUUCGCCGGCAGCCAGGACCCUAUGGUGACCAGCCAGAUCUCGCUGCACUCGAAUGCGCUCCUGCCGCCCGGUGCAAUGGAGCUAAACGGGUCGCCAUUGGUGCAGUCCACGGCGCUGCUAUCUAUCGGGUUGGUGUACGCUGGCUCCAAGCAUCUCCACAUGGCGGACACGACGCUUCGUGAGAUCUCGCGGACGCAGAUGGCGGGCGUCGAUUCGUUCACCGAGAACCGUGAGGCGUACUCCUUCUCAGCGUCGAUGGGCUUUGGCCUCGUCAUGCUCGGGCGCGGAGGCAAGACGCCGAGCGCAGUUGAGAACGAGAUGCUUCAGGAGCUCAUGCGGUGCAUCUACGGCAACGCCCCGGACGUCAAAUACGACGCCGCGAGCCGCAAGGGCCCACAUGUCGACCCCACGGAAACUUCGCCCGGCGCCACGCUAGCCCUCGGCCUAAUGUAUCUCCGCACGGGCCGCAAGGACGUCGCAGACAUGCUCGAGAUCCCUCAGACCGAGCUUUCGCUCGAGAGUGUCCGCCCUGACCAGCUCCUCAUUCGGACAUACGCGCGCGCGAUGAUCAUGUGGGACGAUAUCCGCGGGACAGUCGACUGGGUCAAUGCACAGUUGCCGUCAUUCAUCGAUCACAACGUCCACAAGCUCACAUACGGCCUGCUCGACCUCAACACCGAGCUGGCGUACUUCAACAUCGUGGCCGGCGCGUGCUUGGCUAUCGGUGUGCGUUUCGCUGGCCGUCCACCAGAAACCGCACACACAGUGCUCAUGAACUUCUUCGCUGUGCUCGGCAAGGCGGCCGCCGGCCAGUCCAUGACGUACGAGGCCCGCAUCAGGCGCAACGCUUCGCGUCAGGCUCUCAACACUGUCACACUCGCGCUCGCGACGCUAAUGUCUGGCACAGGCGAGCUGAACGUCAUGCGCCGCUUACGUGUGUCGCACGGGCAAGAGGGUGUUGGUGUGACCUACGGCAGCCACAUGGCGAUGCACAUGGCGCUAGGCCUCCUCUUCCUUGGUAAGGGGUAUUACUCUCUAGGCAACUCGAACAUCGCGAUCGCGGGGCUCAGCAUCGCGUUUUUCCCCCGCUUCCUCUCAAACGUCAACGACAACCGCGCCUAUCCCCAGCUGUUCCGACACCUGUGGGCGCUGGCUGUUGAGCCGCGCUGCCUGAUCUGCCGCGACGUCGACACGCGCGAGACAAUCACGUUGCCGAUCAAGAUCAAGCUUAAGGGCCGCCGCGAGCCGCAGGGUCACAUCAGCCCGACACCCGUCGCGCCCUUCUCGUCCCUUGACACGAUCUAUGUCGACUCAGUCCGGUACUGGCCGAUCCGGUACGAUCUGAGCAAACCCCGCUACCGCGACCACCUCGUGCGCACGCGCACAAUCUGGGUCAAGCGCCGGGCCGCGUUCCUCGACUACGCCGCCGACCCGAAGGGGUACCGCAGCCUGUUCGUGCGCACAGGCGUGACAAGCAGCUACGACAUGCACCACGACUUCCUCUCGGCCGCGUCGCCACUGUAUCCAGAGCCGGAAGCGUUAUCCGACCUCUUCGCCGCGCACUCCAACGACGUGGCGGUUCAUGCAGUCGGGCGGUGGUUCACCGGCCCGAGCACGCUUGAAAAGUUCAUCCGAAACGUCAUGUUCGAGUGCGUCGCGCUCGACAAGGGCGCCCUCUUCCCCGUCUACGUGGGCAUCUACCUCGCCUUGGCUGGAGACGAUGGGCUACGCCUCGCACGUGCGGCCCAGGUCGCCUUCCUCAUCCGCUUCUACCGCCCAACUGUCUUUGACAAGGACUAUGCGAACCACACGCCGGGCGAGCGCCGCCACCCGAUCCUCCGCCAGACGUUCCUUCAUGCUCUCAAGCGCCGCCUCACAGUCCCCCGCCCCGACGACGCAUGGGCAUACUUUGACUCUGGCGAGUGGCCCAGCACGAAGGCCGAGACGCUCGCGCUCUACCUCGCCGGCCGCUAUGUGCCACCAGUGCGCAUGCUGCAGGCGCUGCGUGGGCUUGUGAGCAACAGUAGUGGUGCCGAGCGUGACAUGCUCGAGUUCAAGGCGCGUGCCGUCGCGGACAAGUAUGCGGCACUUGUGGCAGCUCAGUACGACGAGGGUGAAGGGGCUGCCGACGUGCCCCAGUGGAAGCUCGACAGUGUUCAGGAUGUCGUGGGGAUGUACGCAGCCUAG